AUGGCCCUGCCUACCCCCACCAUCGACCUCCUCCUCAACCUCAUCGACACGCGCCCCCAGUCCAUCUUGACCUCGCUUUCCCAUCACCCUCAGCUCGCCUCUGCCCGCGAUGCGCAUGGCUACUCGCUAGUCCACGCCGCCGCCUCGUACAACCAGCUGCCCGUCCUGCGCGAGCUGAUACAAAAAUAUGCCGUCGACGCCAACAUCCUCGACGAGGAUGGCGAGACCCCUCUGUUUGCAGCCGAGCAAGUCGACGUCGCAAAAUGUCUGAUUGAAGAGCUUGGCGCCGACUGGAAGGUCAGGAACAGCGAGGGCAAGACGGCAGAGGAGAAGAUUGGGGAAGAGGAGGGCGAAGCGCAUGAAGUGUAUCAAUAUCUGAGGAGUCUGCGCACAGGCGACGAACCAACAAGUGCAGGUGCUGUCGAGACAGCGGGCGUGCAUCCUCCCCCACCACUCCCAGACGGCGUGCAGAUCAACAUGGGCACCAUGACAGAAGACGCAGCAGGCGAUGCGCCCGACCCUGAGAUACGACGACGGAUAGAAGAGCUCGCGGCGAGAGACGACUACCAGUCCGACGAGGUGCAGAGGCAGCUGAGGGAGCUGGUGCAGGAAGUCGUCACAGGGAUUGGUGCAGAGCAGGAGGGGAGAAGCGUGAGGAGGAGGGUAGAUUGA
This is a messenger RNA of Dothidotthia symphoricarpi CBS 119687, 672 nucleotides long. RefSeq lists its product as uncharacterized. Lineage: Eukaryota; Fungi; Ascomycota; Dothideomycetes; Pleosporales; Dothidotthiaceae. Bases 1 to 672 code for a protein of 223 amino acids. The transcript has a single exon. The record is from RefSeq and is a predicted model, not a curated record. Gene Ontology annotation, molecular function: protein binding.